AUGCAACCACCCACCACAGGCAAGCCUUCAGAUGAUCUCAAGAACCACAAGGCCGACUGCGAGGCGUACCUUGUUUUUACAUCUCCUGCAACGUCUCUAAUUAAGCAACCCAGCUUAAGCAUCGUCAAACUAGUCGAAGAUCAAGUCGUGAGGGUCAUCAUAACCCACUUGCCCAAGUCAUUGGUACAUUCACCCCCCCCAACACCACCUCAACCCGUAUGGUUCAGUCCUCACGGCUUAACGGUUUCUGCCUGGGAAAGUCUUGUUGAGCUCCACUGCCCUGAGCUUCUCACUUUGACGUGUCCAUCCAUCUUUCAAAAUUUCAGCAUCAACCAUCCACAAUUACAUGCGAUGAUGCUACGUUACGGAGUGCCCAAGACAGCUCCUUCAGCGGUCAAACAUCUAGUUAAACUUGCACUACACUUCGACACACCUCCUCCCGCAUCUCGACUCAAGUUUUUUCGGGGCAUCUGCUUUGCACUUGUAGCAAGUUACCCACGCCAUGGAUAUGAUCUUGAUCAGAUCCCGAGAUUGGAACGUAAAUUGUUUCACUCACUUCUUUCUUGGGUCAAUUCGAUCUUCAGAGCAAUUCAAUACCUCAAGUGCACCCAAAGUAAAAUCGAAAAUCGACCUCAACUAGGAUCGCUGGCAAGCUUCUUGACUUCGCGCACAAUCGGAGUGAUGCUGGGUCCAGAAACAGAGAAGGCAGCCCCACCUGCCGCCAUCGAACUGUUACUUAAUCUUUAUCACCUUUGGUACUUGGAGAAUCAUCUGAUCUGCACUCGGCUUCAAUUGGCUCUUGACUCGCCCAACUUGGUGACAGUCAAACAAGAAGAGCUGGCCAUGUCUCUUGCAAAGGACUUUGUGUAUUCUUGGCAGUGCAUACCAUUGUAA
Puccinia graminis f. sp. tritici CRL 75-36-700-3 is the source of this 894-nucleotide messenger RNA. RefSeq lists its product as uncharacterized. The transcript has 4 exons. Lineage: Eukaryota; Fungi; Basidiomycota; Pucciniomycetes; Pucciniales; Pucciniaceae. The record is from RefSeq and is a predicted model, not a curated record. Bases 1 to 894 code for a protein of 297 amino acids.